AUGUUGGCUGUGCUGCUUGGGAAGAUAUUUGGAGCCUUUUCAGGAUUCGGGGAGGGCUCUCUAACCUCAGAUCAAUUGAUACAUACCAUAUCUGCUCAUUGUGUGUAUUUAUUGGGUCUCGGAAUUAUCAUUUUGCUGCUACAAGCCGGUCACUUUACAUUCUGGAUGGCUUUUGGAGAGCUCCAAGCAAAAAACGCGCGAGAGAAAUCCUUCGUGGAGUUGCUCAAGAAGGACAUAUCUUGGUUUGAAAUGAAACAGGACGGAGUUUUAGCUCUUUUACCGCGUCUCCAAACCAGCAGCUUCUCCUGCAUCGAUGCGGUUAAGUAUUUCAAUGGUCAAAACUUCGAAGCCCAACAAUAUUCCCUAGGCAUCUUGGCCGCGACGCGCUGGUAUAGAAACGAGGCGCUCGGCCAAGCACUCCAAAUUGGCUGCGGUUUCUGGUACGGUAUCUCUCUCGUUGAAGCAGGCCAGUUGAAUCCCGGAGACGUUGUGACAGCCUUCUGGGCAUGCCUCUUAUCUACACAUGCAAUUGAAGAUGUGUUGCCUCACAUUAUUGUGCUUGAAAAAGGGCGUGCCUCAAGUUCUGCGUUACAACAACUCAUAAAGAAAAAAACAAACUAUUGCGACGAAACGGAUAAUACAGCCCAGAAACUAUCCCCCACGUUUUGUGAAGGGGAUAUACGCGUCAAAAAUGUUACUUUCUCUUAUCCAUCUCGUCCUGAUUGCUACGUAUUAAAGGAUUCAUCGUUCUUUUUCCCGGCGGGCGAUGUGACGUUUGUUGUCGGGAGAAGUGGUUCGGGGAAAAGCACGCUUUCUAAUCUCCUCAUGCGAUUCUAUACACCCACAAGUGGAGCUAUCUUCAUUGACGGCACCCCGCUUGAAAACUUGAAUAUUUACUGGAUCCGGAAUAACAUCACUCUAGUACAGCAACAGAGCUUUCUCUUUAACGAGACAGUGUUUACAAACAUCGCUUUUGGUUCAAGAGACUAUCAUAGUAUCACCGAAGACAAAAUUCUCAAUUGUCUUCGGUUCGCCUGCCUCGACGAAACGGUCCGCAAUCUGCCAGAUGGCCUGGAUACGAUGGUGGGCGCUGGCGGGAGUGCAUUCAGUGGCGGCCAACGCCAAAGAGUUGCGAUUGCUCGUGCAAGAUUGAGAGAUACCCCUAUUCUGAUCCUCGACGAAUCCACAAGCGCGUUGGAUUUCACCAGCCGAUUUUCUGUGAUGGAUGCCAUUCGAGUCUGGCGAAAAGUACGGGACACUCGACUGUGUCAGGGUCUAGGAGAAGAAAAUUUAAGAAGACCAGCAAACCCCUUCCUCCUAGACCCAAUCAAGAAUUAA
Molecule: messenger RNA, 1338 nt
Organism: Histoplasma mississippiense
Lineage: Eukaryota; Fungi; Ascomycota; Eurotiomycetes; Onygenales; Ajellomycetaceae
Exons: 5
Coding region: 1-1338 (445 amino acids)
Biological process (GO): transmembrane transport
Cellular component (GO): membrane
Molecular function (GO): ATP binding; ATP hydrolysis activity; ABC-type oligopeptide transporter activity
Source: RefSeq, a predicted model, not a curated record